GAAAAAUUGAAGAUGGCAAAAAGUAACGAUGGUGUACGCAUCUUGCAGGGUCUAUUAGUCUUUGGAAAUGUGGUCAUUGGGAUGUGCGGCAUUGCCCUGACAGCAGAGUGCAUCUUCUUUGUGUCUGAUCCCCAUGGUCUCUACCCUCUUCUGGAAGCCACAGAAAACGAUGACAUCUAUGCUGCUGCCUGGAUCGGCAUCUUUGUUGGUUUUGCACUCUUUGCUCUGUCUAUACUUGGUAUCAUUGGAGUCAUUAAGUCCAGCAGGACCUUGCUGCUGGUGUAUAUUAUUCUGAUGCUGAUCACUUAUGCAUUUGAAAUGGCUUCUUGCAUCACGGCAGCAACUCACCAAGACUUCCUCACUCCGAAUCUCUUCCUGAAGCAAAUGCUGGAGAGAUAUCAGAAGUCAGAGACAGAAAAUAACAAUGACAAAUGGAUGACUGAAGGGGUCACAAAGACAUGGAAUAAACUCAUGCUUCAGAACCAGUGCUGUGGGGUGAAAGGCCCCUCUGACUGGCAGGAGUACACGUCUGCCUUCCGCGCCACGCACAACGAUGCCGACUUCCCUUGGCCGCGCAAUUGCUGUGUCAUGGAUGCCCAAGGGUCUCCCGUCAACCUCGACGGCUGCAAGCUUGGAGUUCCUGGCUACUAUAACAGCAACGGUUGUUAUGAUGCUAUUUCUGGGCCAAUGAACACACAUGCCUGGGGUGUUGCCUGGUUUGGUUUUGCCAUCCUCUGCUGGACUUUCUGCGUCCUCCUUGGUACCAUGUUCUACUGGAGCAGAAUUGAAUACUGA
Messenger RNA from Balearica regulorum gibbericeps (East African grey crowned-crane), 795 nucleotides. It is a transcript of the gene UPK1B, whose product is annotated as uroplakin 1B. Gene Ontology annotation, cellular component: membrane. The record is from RefSeq and is a predicted model, not a curated record. Lineage: Eukaryota; Metazoa; Chordata; Aves; Gruiformes; Gruidae.